AUGUCUGCCCCCAAACACUACCACUUUGAAGUCGUGAUGACCUGCGAAGGCUGUUCCAACGCGAUCAAGAGAGUUCUGACUCGAUUGGAGCCCGACGUAUCAGAAAUAAACAUUUCCCUAGAAAAACAGACUGUAGAUGUCAAAAGCGUACUACCGUUUGAAACGGUGCUGGACAAGAUCAAGAAGACAGGCAAGGAGGUAAAACGAUCAGAGAUCCUUUGA
This is a messenger RNA of Lachancea dasiensis, 222 nucleotides long. The record is from the annotation of a GenBank genome assembly. NCBI's taxonomy places the organism in Eukaryota, Fungi, Ascomycota, Saccharomycetes, Saccharomycetales, Saccharomycetaceae.